GUCUGCGAUUGCCUUCGGGUAUCAUUGGUUGACUUUUGAACUACCUUAUCCAGGCCCGAGCAACACCUUCUCUCAAUCAUUACUUGCUUGCUCCAUUAGCACGCUUCGUUCCUACGCCCACCUAGCCCUACGUUAUUCGUCUCUUUAGCAUAUCAAAUAGCGCAUCGAGCAUCGAGUAAAGUCAUCGAGGGCACGCGACCGACCAACCACAAUGGCGACCGAGAAGCCGCUUCCCUUCAUCUACCAGUUCGCAGCCGGUGCGGUGGCCGGCGUGUCAGAGAUCCUGGUCAUGUAUCCUUUGGACGUUGUAAAGACAAGAGUACAGAUCCAAGGCAGAGUGCCUGUACCCGGUCAGGACCACUACUCCGGCAUGCUGGAUUGCUUUCGGAAGAUAAUUGCGAAUGAAGGUCCGUCACGGCUGUACCGCGGCAUAACAGCACCUAUCCUCAUGGAAGCACCGAAGCGAGCAACCAAAUUCGCAGCCAACGACGAGUGGGGCAAAGUGUACCGCAACCUUUUCGGCGUCUCGAAGAUGACACAAGGUCUUUCCAUCCUUACUGGGGCGUCGGCGGGUGCGACAGAGGCUUUUGUGGUUGUGCCCUUCGAGCUGGUGAAGAUUCGGUUACAAGACAAGGCGCAAGCGCACAAGUAUAACGGCAUGAUUGACUGCGUUGUGAAGAUUGUCCGGCAAGAAGGCUUGUUGGCCAUGUACCAAGGUCUCGAGUCCACAAUCUGGCGACACAUGCUCUGGAACAGCGGCUACUUUGGAUGCAUCUUCCAGGUCCGCGCUCUAUUACCGCCCAACCCUACCAAAGACAAGACCAUCCAAAUGCGGAACGACCUCAUCUCUGGCUCGAUUGGAGGAACUGUUGGCACGAUUCUAAACACCCCCAUGGACGUUGUUAAGAGUCGUAUUCAGAACAGCCCCAUUGUUGCCGGAGGCGUGCGCAAGUACGGCUGGGCAUGGCCUGCACUUGUGACUGUCUACAGGGAAGAAGGGUUUGGAGCGCUUUACAAGGGUUUCUUGCCAAAGGUGUUACGGUUGGGCCCAGGUGGUGGUAUCCUGCUUGUUGUGUUCACCGGCAUGAUGGAUUUCUUCAGAAGGAUGAGAGGCGAAGCGGUAUAAGAUGCGCGCCUCGGCUCCGAACACUGUGCUGAGUUUACUAGCUAGUCGAAGGCGUCGUGGUGUACAGUAGGUACUCAGGCUGCAUACCCUGCAUAGCGAGGUGUAACACUUGUUCAUCCUCUCCCGUGGAGGUACCAUCCCUGCC
Baudoinia panamericana UAMH 10762 is the source of this 1271-nucleotide messenger RNA. RefSeq lists its product as uncharacterized. The transcript is spliced from 3 exons. The coding region runs from base 212 to 1126 and encodes 304 amino acids. NCBI's taxonomy places the organism in Eukaryota, Fungi, Ascomycota, Dothideomycetes, Mycosphaerellales, Teratosphaeriaceae. Gene Ontology annotation, biological process: transmembrane transport. The record is from RefSeq and is a predicted model, not a curated record.